CUUUUUCUGAAGAAACGAACCCGCCAAUAGACGACCCACGAACCUCUUUCUGAAGAAACGAACCCGCCACAAUGGCGCCAAAGUCUAAAGCAAUAAAGAAUUCAAGUUCAUCUCAUCCACAUGGCAUAUUCUCGGGAAUGGUCGUUUUCUUAGUCGAAAAAGGAGUUCAAGCUCGUCGACUGCAGAUUUGGAAGCAGAAAUUAGCGCAAAUGGGGGCUGUCAUAGAAGAGCGUUUGUCCAAAAGGGUUACUCACAUUUUGGCUAUGGACUCUGAUUCCCUUCUCCGGCAAUUGGAUAGUGAGCAUUUGUCACGUUUUAAAGGGAGAGUUCUCCUUUAUCAAUGGUUGGAAGACAGCUUGAAGUCGGGGGAGAAGCUAUCUGAGGAUAUGUACAUACUGAAGGUGGUCCCGGAUGAAGAAAAUGUACCCGAUGAGACUUUGGGUCCUGAACCAGCUAAUGGAAGCAGUUCCAGUGACAAUAAAGGAUUACCCAACAAAAGGAUGAAAUCCUCUUCCGAGGAUAUUGAAAUUGUAAAUGUUGACGCUACUGAAGAUAGAAGAGAAAAUGAAGUAUAUUCAUCACCAAGUACAGCAAGCAGUCAUGAUGAUUCAGUUGGCUGUUUACAUUAUGCAAGUACAAGACCUCAAAGCCCAAAUGCUGAAAAUGAGGCACCAUCCUUAACUUACUGUCCACCUGAUCUAAACAAGAACAUAACGGAGAUAUUUGGGAAACUUGUGAACAUAUAUAGAGCUUUGGGUGAUGAUCGGAGGUCCUUUAGCUAUUACAAAGCUAUUGCGGUGAUUGAGAAGUUGCCAUUUAAGAUUGAAAGCGUGGACCAGGUCAAAAACCUGCCAUCAAUUGGAAAAUCAAUGAAAGAUCAUAUACAGGAGAUAAUAACCACUGGCAAGUUAUCCAAGUUGGAGCACUUUGAAACUGAUGAGAAGGUGCGAACAAUAUCCUUAUUUGGAGAAGUGUGGGGUAUAGGUCCAGCCACAGCACUAAAAUUGUAUGAGAAAGGACACCGUACAUUAGAUGAUCUGAGGAAUGAUGAUUCGCUAACAAAUGCACAAAAGUUAGGGUUGAAAUACUUUGAUGAUAUUAGGCAAAGGAUUCCACGCAAUGAGGUACAAGAGAUGGAGAACUUAUUGCAGAAAGUUGGUGAGGAUAUAUUGCCUGGGGCUGAGAUUGUUUGUGGUGGAUCAUAUAGACGUGGAAAAGCUACAUGUGGAGAUAUGGACAUUAUUAUUACACAUCCUGAUGGAAAAAGUCACAAAGGAUUUUUGACAAAAUUUUGUACAGCGUUUAAAGGAAAUGAAUUCCUAAGAGAAGAUUUGAUUUUCAGUAUU
This is a messenger RNA of Neltuma alba, 1346 nucleotides long. Its product is annotated as DNA polymerase lambda-like. Gene Ontology annotation, molecular function: DNA binding; DNA-directed DNA polymerase activity. Gene Ontology annotation, biological process: double-strand break repair via nonhomologous end joining. The annotation marks the transcript as partial. The record is from RefSeq and is a predicted model, not a curated record. NCBI's taxonomy places the organism in Eukaryota, Viridiplantae, Streptophyta, Magnoliopsida, Fabales, Fabaceae. The transcript has 10 exons. Gene Ontology annotation, cellular component: nucleus.